AUGAUACCGAUGGCCACUAUUUCAUCAACUCGAUCAGAAAAUGAAUUUUCCAAUAUGAAAUCAUUUUCAAAUUCAAUUGAAUCAAAUAUUACUAAUAGUUGUGGUACAUUUGAAAUAACAUCAGUCUCAGUUCAUGUUAAAUCGAUUAGUGCUGUUAUUGGUAGUCUAUGUUCAAUAUUUUAUUGGCGUCCAAUGUUGGUCUAUUAUUUUAAUGAUUAUAAAAAUGAACAUCAAGGUUCUCCAGCAUCAUUUCUUUUCAUAUUAAAAAUGUUUACAUCAAUGAAAUAUCCAAUGUUAGCAUUUAAUUAUUUUCAUCCAUUUCAUCCUAUGAAUUAUCCAAAUUUAAAAUUUUUUCAAUUGGCACCAAUGUAUCGUGAAGAAGCACGAGCAUUAUUAGCACUUAUGGAUCGUUAUGAUUGGAAUACAUUUUCAUUAAUUAUUGAUCCAAAUUUACCUGGUGAAGAAGAACUUAUUUCAGAAUUUGAACAAUAUUCUAAUAAUCAGCGAAGUUGUGGAAAAAUAUCGUGCAAUCGUUUACCGGGAAAAGGACAAAAAAAGUAA
Molecule: messenger RNA, 561 nt
Organism: Didymodactylos carnosus
Lineage: Eukaryota; Metazoa; Rotifera; Eurotatoria; Philodinida; Philodinidae
Source: the annotation of a GenBank genome assembly